This is a messenger RNA of Thunnus maccoyii (southern bluefin tuna), 1886 nucleotides long. RefSeq lists its product as uncharacterized. NCBI's taxonomy places the organism in Eukaryota, Metazoa, Chordata, Actinopteri, Scombriformes, Scombridae. Bases 98 to 1087 code for a protein of 329 amino acids. The transcript has 3 exons. The record is from RefSeq and is a predicted model, not a curated record.
GUGAGUUUUCUGCACUCUGCCGGCUAGGAAGGUGAUAGUGAAUGGCUUGACGGCUCAUUAUGCGUAAAGGGAUCCGCGCAGCCGUAAUUGCGCAACGAUGGCAGACUCGGCGUCCCCGGAGGACACGCUGCCCGAGGAGGAAAGGGAGUUUCAGAAGAUUAUUGCUUUGAUCGGAGGUAAAGAGAGGAUCUAUUUGGUCAGCGACGCCUGUAAAAGUAAAGACGUGGUUGAGGAUGAAGCCGCAAUACUGCAGGAGUUCAUGCGUGACAUGUUCCACAUCAGCAGCCUUCCGGACAGCAGUGAGCAGCGCCCUUCACCCCCCUCAGGCAGUCACGACGAUACUGGAAGUGGAAACCACGCUUGCUCCAAAACAGAGACUGUUAAAAGUAAUGAAAUACCACUAACAGUUAGGCCCGAGGAUUUGGAUUUGAGAGUGAGACCGGCUGGAGAGGACACGGUGAAGGAGAAGCGGCCGGUGCGCAAUGGCAACGCUCAGAAAACAGCAACGAGGGGGGCAAACAUUUACAGCCUCAAGCGAGCGAUAGACUCUCCGGUCAUCAUGUUCAUCUUCAGACAGUCAUUCAUCAGCAAAACUUCCAACGAAGUGUGCUUAAAAGAGAUUUUGAAGGACGUAAAGGCACGUACGAAACGUGCCAGAAUCGCCCGACCAGCUCUGGUUGGAUUAAUACGCACCAGACAGGAGAGCGCCGAGACUCAUCAGUGUGCGCAACUCCUGGAGCGUCUGAUCCGCUCAGUAUUCCACAAACAUUCACCAGGGACAAUAUGGGUUGGCUGUUUCAUUCCGAAGACAGAUGACAAAAUGCUCAGCAUCAAGAAAAACACCUGCAAAGUUAUAUAUUCAUCUCAAACAGCAGAUAAUACCAGGAAUAGAGGGGAGCCGCUUUUCUGGCCAUUCCAAUGUUUGUCCUGGCCUCAGAGAAGAGGGGCUAGAGAGCAGGCCAACAGCUCUCCAACCAGCAGGCAAAGAGGUGACAGUGGAAGUGUAGAGGAGGGUAUUCCUUUGAAAAUCAGUUCCCCUUCUGCUGGACCUCAUGUGGACAAAGAGUCAGCUGGAGGAGACAGCUGAUGUCAUGACCUGUCGCUGCAGGCAGAUCACUGUAGACAAUACUGUUUUUACUGUGAAAAGAUGAAGAGCCCCUCUAUGUGAGAUGGGGUUUCUUCAUGGUGCUCGAUAUUCCCGCUGCUGAGCCAACGUCAUUCUUGACCUGAAGGAAUAUGUUGUUAAAUAAUGAAAUCUCUUGCCAUCUUUCUGAUUUAUACAUUGUACAAAAGUUAGUCACAAAGGGAUUUACUGUGUACAUGUAGACUGUUUACCAGAGCAAUAUCACAUCAUUUAAAACCACUCUUUUCUUCUUUUGAGAACUUUAGAUAGAGAAUUGUAAGUUAUUACAGGUGGAGAUAAGGCUUGGCUUGAAAGCUUAUAGCAUAAGUACUGCUUUAACAUGAUGCAUUGCCAACUGAACAAAAUGGGCCACUGCUCUAUGACCCCAGAACUUCAGAAGCUCCAAAAGUCCCAGGUUUAUUGUGGGUCAACUCAUUUGUGCUAAUUUAAUUGAGGAUUUGUAUGGGAACAUGCACCACUAACUGACAUAUAAGGGAACAUUUUUUAAUUGGUUAACAGGGGCCCAGCAGUUCAUUUUUUCUUCCAGACUGCCCAGCAAGUUAAUCCAGCCAAUCGUGCAAUGUGAAUCUUUUCUUUUUUCACUGGCAUUUAUUAAGAUUGUGUGCCUUAGAUGAGUGCUAUUAACAGCAGCAUUAUCUGCAAUAGAACAGGAACAGUCUCUUUUUCACUUUUUAUGUAUUUAUGUAGGCUACUGGAUUGUCCAUUCAAAUAAAUAUGUGAUGACACAUUAAAACUUGCGUGU